UUUUCCACACUAUUCAAACCGUUCUCCCACCUUCAUAGGGAACACGCACAUGAUUGAGAGAAGAUAUACAGUUACAGAAACACAUGACUAGAAGAUAAGUUAUGUUCAUCUUUAUUAUUACACUGACUUUGGUGGUACUUCAGACUCCUGCACAGUGCUCAGGGGCCAAUCUUAAAAUUGGCGUCCCUGAAAACUAUGAUGGUAUUUUCCCAUGGUACCUGGCUAAGCUCCCUAACCUCCCAGCUACCUCCACUGACGUGGUGGUGACAGGGGACGAUGAGGGGAUCUUUGGAGUUGAGGCAGGAUUUCUUUACGCCUUGAAGCCUCUGGACAGAGAGAAGCAGCCAUCUUACUCUCUGCAGGUGUCCUUCUCAGCAUCCGUGCCGUCUCAGAGCUUUAUGGUAGAAGUAUGCGUCAUUGACAAAAACGACAACGUGCCUGUGUUUAUCGAGGAGAGCAUGAGAGGCAGUGUGCAGCUGGGACUUCUGAAAGGGAUCUCAUUCAUGCAGGUGGGGGCAUCUGACCGUGAUGACCGUAACACAGCCCAUGCUGACCUGCGCUUCAGCCUGAUGGACCAGACCCCCAGGAUCCCCUCCAGUCACAUGUUCUUCAUAGACUCUGUGACCGGCGAGGUGUCUCUCACUGAGGACGGGGCUUCCACCCUGGACCCAGAGAUGUGUGGUCGCUACAAGCUGUCAGUGAUGGUGAAGGACAUGGGGGGGAAACCCAACGCUUUCUUCUCCACGGGCAUCGUGACAGUGGAGGUGACGGGGAACACUUGGGCGUCACCGGACCCUGUUCGCCUCCAGGAGAACCUCCCUGGCCCCUACCCCAUCCCCAUCUCACAGGUGAAGUGGAGUGGAGGUCUGGUAGAGUAUAGCCUGGAGGGGGAAUUCCCAGAGAUGCUGUUCACUGUCAGCAGAGAGGGAGUCAUCUCUCUCAACGCCCCACUAGACAGAGAGACUCAGGACCAGUUCCAGAUCAGCAUCGUGGUGGAGCGUCCGGACGGCAGGGAGAUCGCCAAGCCUGUGGAGCUGAGGGUGAUGGUGGGCGAUGCCAACGACAACAGGCCCACGUUCCCUACCACACAGUACCACACCGUGGUCAAGGAGCUCGCCCCACGGGGGACGGAAAUCCUCACAGUUCAAGCAGCCGACAACGAUGAUCCGAAAACAGAUAACGUGAGGAUCUUCUACCGGCUGGUUGGCCAGAUCCCAGAGAGCCCUCGUGCCUUGUUCCGGGUGGACCGUGACUCUGGGGUCAUCUCAGUGCAGGCAGACAACCUGGAGGGAGCCGCCCCACAGUACACACUGACCAUCACUGCUGAGGACGCUAAAGGCUUAAACAGCUCCUGUACUGUGGUUGUGACAGUGCAGGACGAGAACAACAACCCACCCGUCUUCACUCCACACGAGUACGGCCCCUUCCACCUGGCAGAGGAUGCUCCUUUGGGAGCCACGGUAACCGCGGUGUCAGCGUGGGAUGCUGAUGAGAGGGGAGGAGACAGCUGGCAGGUGAAUUACAGGCUGGAGUCUGGCAACGAGGAGGAGGUGUUCACGCUGGUCACAGACAAGCAGACCAAUGAAGUUUCACUCAUCCUCUCCAAGGUGCUGGACUUUGAGCGGGAGAGCGAGUACAUCCUGGUCCUUAGUGCUCAAAACCCAGUGGCCCUGGUACGAGGGAGGUAUGGCCCAGCGUCCACGGCAACCGUCUCCAUCUAUGUGGACGAUAUCAACGAGGGCCCCAUCCUGUCCCAGAGCCACUACGAGGUCACUGUCAGAGAGGGGGAGGAGCCAGGACGGGUUAUUGCCACUAUUCGUGGAUAUGACCCAGACUCACACCCAAUCAGAUACUCGCUCAGAGGAGACACAAAGAGGUAUUUCUCCAUUGGGAAGUACUCAGGUGAGCUGAAGACCGUCCAGGCCUUGGACAGAGAGGAAAACAGCACCUACACUAUGGAGGUCAUGGCUGAAGAUGGACGGAACUCUUCUCUGUCAGCUUCAACACUGGUCACAGUCCAUAUCCUGGAUGUGAAUGARAACAGUCCGGUGUUGGUGGGAGACUACUCCUGGAAGUACCUGUGUACCCCUCGCUGGGAGGACCAGGCCUUGGUGCUGGCAUCCCGGGACAGUGAUGGUCCCCAGCACGGUGGCAGGCUCAACUUCUCCCUCCGCAGUGACGCCACCGUGCGUGGCAACUGGAAACUCACCCCCAUCAAUGACACCCAUACCAACCUGUCCCUGAACAUCCCAUACCUGUCUCCUGAGGUCUACACGGUCCCCUUCACCAUCUCUGACAGCAGCUCUCCUCCCAGGAGCACCUUCAUCAACCUGCCAGUGACGGUGUGCCCAUGCAAUGUGAGAGGAAACUGCAGGACCGCCGCUAAGCAGCUGCAAGGCAUGCCAACCAUCCAGUCCACCGUCGGCAUCCUACUGGGAACCCUGGGGGUCAUAGGAAUCAUUCUAAUCGUUGUGUUUGUGAGGCUGUCCUACCAGAACCCCAAACCGCCGAGCAAAACCAACCAGGAGAGAGAACCCCUGAGGAUCUCACUGUGAGGGUACUGCCUGCAUAUGUCUCCGACUUUGCCCAUAUGGACAGGGCCAUGAUAGUAGAGCAAUGAUAUAGUGAGAAUGUUUAUUCAGUACUGUGCAUAGUAUUUACCUAGUGGGUAGUUCUUAUAUUGCGGUGGUAUUUGUGCAGUGCAUUUGGUGGAAAAAUGCACUUCAUUUUUCUAGAUUUUUUUUAUUUAUAGUAAAUGUAUUUGGGUACAUCUUUCCAUUCUAAAUCAACUAAUGGCAGCUGAAUGACUUUAAAUAAUUUUCACCAUUAUGAUAACAUUGUACCAUCAGUAGGAGUAGUAACACCAAUGACGAUAACACCAAUGACACAUUUUAGGUAAAUGAGGAUUUUCUGAAAUGGAGGCCAUGUAUACUAAAAUCUAAGGCCAUUAACCCUUUAAAAAUCACUUACUAAAGUGAUAUGAGUAAUAAUUCUGCUCACAAUGUAAUUUUCCUUCAUUUAAAUAGAGUAACACCAAGCAAGACGUUGGAUUUAGACACAUCAAAUGAUCAAUGGAAUCCUUAAAUGUAUGAUAUACUAAAAGGGUAUGAUUAGCUUGUAAUUUUAUUUAAUAYACCACUCCCCGGUUAACAGUUUGCCACUGGAGGGAAUUCUCACUAGAGGGAAUACGCUUGCGUGUCGUGGAACACACCUUCCAAGUUGUUCAUUAUUUUGCAUAGAACGCAUGCCUCUCGUUGAUUAUCCCUUACGUAAUGAAUGAUUUUCGAGGCGGUAACACCAAUGACAUAAAACUGAGGGACACAUUAUAUUCGUAUUUCUUUUUUUUUUUAAUAGCCUACUGUUUUUAUAGAUCUUUACAGUAUGUUUAAUACUUUUGUUUACUUUCUAGCAUUCAAAAUAAUAGAUAGAUAUCUCUAAAUCCCCCAAAACAUGUCACAACAACCAGAGCCAUACAGUAUACUGUAUAUAGCGAGAGUUUGGCCAAUGUAAUUUCUGUCUGAACGCUCUGAGAGAGACACUUUUUGCUCCAUAGCCAUUGCUAAGUGAUAAUCAACACUUCCACGUUGUAAUGUUUAUUACUGAUCGUUUUUAAAAACCUAUGAAGAUGUCCGGCGAAAGCGGAUAUGCAAUUUGUUGACACCACAACACAGUAAAGACUUGGAUACACAUUAUUCAGAAUGCUAAUAAUUAAAAACAUCUGUGAAAAUUGCUGCUCUGUUUUGCUUGUUUACAGACCCCUCGUGGAAAAGUACUACUGAAUUACUACACAAAACCUACUGAUUUUACUACUUGAUUGCUAUUGAGAUGUGUAGUAAACCAGUAGUGAUUUAUGUAGUAAUUUAAGUAGUAAUGAGUGAUAAAUUGGGAUGUUUCAUGACUGGUGAACACAACAUAUUUCCUACUCAAAUCACUACAUAAUUCUCCCUUAAUGACUACUGUGUAACUACUGAGCUUUUGGGUAUCUACUACACAACAGUUUCUAAAUGUAGUUAUAUCAUCAAACAAUUAUAUAUACAUUUUGUAUUACAUUAAUUACAUAUUAAAUUACACAUUUACACUUUUUUGUUAAUCCAUUUGAGGCCUUGUCUUCAUUCAGUUGACUUAACUAUCUUCAGAUCCUCUUUUUUUGUUGCAGCAACAUUUCUCCACCCCUUAACCUUUUAGAAAAUUCAGACAAGCAAAAGAGACAACCAAUUAUAAGCCAUUAUCAAUCAUCAGCUAACAGGGGUCACAUWAGACAACACAGAAAAACAUUUCAUAAACGAUGUUAAUCUUACCAACAAUGGUCUCCAGUCUUCUUAUGUCAAAAGAGGUAAGUAGAAUGGGUAAGUAUACCAAUAUGAACAUACCCAACAUUUGCAUACAAACACACAUACUAAUUAACUAGCAUGACAAAAACAGAGGCUACAUAUCUACAUUUCAAUGUGGCUAGCAAACAACUAGGCUAAACUCAAUACAUCUCUAUGACAAUGGCUAACGGCUAAUACCGUUUUGGCUAGCAAUCUUUUUGAUGUAGUAAAAAGUGAUAUAAAUGGCUAAACAACGACAUGAACGUUUUCAUAAAAUAUAAAAGAUGGUGCCAGUAUAACGGCUAUGAAAGACUGGAUUACGAAGGAUGGAAGAUGAUUACAUUCGGGAUUAUCAAAAACAGUAGCUACGACUUCCUGUUUUGUCUUCUUUUGCGGUCGCGAAAAACCCGGGGUAGUCUGGCUGUAGUGUUGUGAUACUUAUUCACUACCAACAUCAAGUAGUAAAACUACUUGAUUGCUAUAGACAAGCCUGUGUAGUAAAGCUGUAAUGUUUUGACUACUUAUUUAUCAACAUCAAGUAGUAAAAAUGUAUACCUGAUUACUACUGGAAACACUACUGUUUUCCUACUGAAUACUACAAAACUCUACUUGAGUAGUGCAUAAUCUACACAUUCACUACACACUCCCUACAAGACUCUACAUAGUCACUACUGCACAAAUAGGUUUUGUGUAGUAAUUCAGUAGUACUUUGUCAUGAGGGGUGGGUAAUUUCAUAGGGAAUUGUCGGAGACGCUCUCGUAUAGUUACAUCACCAAAAUAUUGUGAAUAAAGACACUAACAAGUAUUUUGUUGGACAAUGUAUAUUAGGUAUAACAUGCGUAUCCCGUACAUAUGACUAAGAAAACUGGAAACUUGAAAACAACAUGGCGUCCGUUCUAAAAACCUGGCUGAACUCUUUUAAUAUAUGACUCUGACUACAACUCUACUGGGUCACAACUGGGACAAGGCAAUUUGCUAACCCUAAAUACUUUAAACAAUGCAUAAACAUAAGGCAGUAUAAAUGGCUUGUAUUAUAUUUGAUCAUUGACAAAAACAUGUUUGAAAAUGUAACUAUUCGUAAUUUUAAGGUGUUUCUGAUGGUUUUAAAUGCCACCGCAAUUCAAGAACCACCCAAGUUGCAGACUUUUGGCAUUGCUUAUCUACAGCAUUUAUGAGACAUUUGUUGCGUUUUAGUUAUAGUAUCUGUCAUAUUAUGUGACACACACAAUACUUUGUUUUUCUCGCAAUUACAAUAUAAUCAUUAAUUAAGAUUGCGUCAUACUGCUAUGCAUUAUAGGGAUGUUACAUUUAGUUAUCUUAGCAUGUAGCUAUUUUAUCUAUUUCAAAUAUUGACAUGUAAUGAUUUGUAAGAAUCAGUAGGUUUUUCCUGUUUAAUGUUGAUUUUAAACCUUGUAAUUAAAAGGCACGAUGCCAAAUUUAAUCUAUUCUUCGCACCAUAUCAUUCCACUGAUUACAUUUCACAUUGUAAUAAAACUAUUGAAAA
This is a messenger RNA of Salvelinus sp. IW2-2015, 5814 nucleotides long. RefSeq names its product cadherin-16-like. NCBI's taxonomy places the organism in Eukaryota, Metazoa, Chordata, Actinopteri, Salmoniformes, Salmonidae. Gene Ontology annotation, biological process: calcium-dependent cell-cell adhesion; cell-cell junction assembly; homophilic cell-cell adhesion. Gene Ontology annotation, molecular function: cadherin binding; calcium ion binding. The record is from RefSeq and is a predicted model, not a curated record. Gene Ontology annotation, cellular component: catenin complex; adherens junction; plasma membrane.